CACCACCAACAAGAACAAAGUCCAUCACUUAAAACCCUAUCUUCUUUUUCGUUUCGGUGCGUUGUUGUUCGAUAUCGUAAUCGAUGGAGAAGGUGAUGAAGUUGGCAUCGGAGAGGCCGGUGGUGAUCUUCAGCAAGAGUUCGUGUUGCAUGUGUCAUACGAUCAAGACCCUUUUCUACGAAUUUGGAGCCAGCCCCGCUGUCUACGAGCUCGACGAGAUGCCUAGAGGACGUGAGCUUGAACAAGGUCUUCUGAGACUCGGUUGCAGCCCUUCGGUCCCGGCCGUGUUUAUCGGUGGAGAUCUCGUCGGCGGAGCCAACGAGGUCAUGAGCCUUCAUCUUAACCGAUCCUUGGUCCCGAUGCUCAGACGAGUCGGAGCCCUUUGGGUUUAAUCCGAGAAAACCUUACUAACUUGCUUGUCGAGGCAGUAAUAAAGUAUGUGAUGAGAUAUAAUAUGGUCACAUUAGGGUUUAAGCUCUAAUUAACUGUAGAAUGUAUGGAAAGACCGUUGUUUAUACGGCCUUUACCGAUGAACGGGAUGCUUUUUUGGUAAUAAAAUUUUCGAGUAACGUUAAUAUUU
Messenger RNA from Hibiscus syriacus, 580 nucleotides. Its product is annotated as monothiol glutaredoxin-S2-like. Lineage: Eukaryota; Viridiplantae; Streptophyta; Magnoliopsida; Malvales; Malvaceae. The coding region runs from base 84 to 392 and encodes 102 amino acids. The record is from RefSeq and is a predicted model, not a curated record. The transcript has a single exon.